AUGAUGAUUUAUUAUGAAAACCAGAAGGAGAAAAAACACAUGCUGAAACUCCACGGUCCUCCUACCAGCGACAAAGAAGACGAGGGUCUUGGAGCUCAAGACGGGAUCUCUAGAUGCCUUGAAGGGGACCAAGACGAGUCCCUCAAAUGGGACCCUGGAGGACUUGACCUGCUUCCAGAUCUUUUGGGCGUCGAGAACGGAGGGGGUCGGCUGGGGCCGCCGGAGGUGGUGCGGUUGAUUCGUGGGAUGCUCUUGCAGACGACCAUGCAACGAUGUCCGAUCUCAUCGUCAAAGAGGCCGAGAAUCUGGGGAUCGGCUUCAAAAAUUCAAAAGGUCCCUCUCUCAUUCCCCUCUUCCCAUCUCUUCUCUUGA
This is a messenger RNA of Puccinia graminis f. sp. tritici CRL 75-36-700-3, 372 nucleotides long. RefSeq lists its product as uncharacterized. The coding region runs from base 1 to 372 and encodes 123 amino acids. The record is from RefSeq and is a predicted model, not a curated record. The transcript is spliced from 2 exons. NCBI's taxonomy places the organism in Eukaryota, Fungi, Basidiomycota, Pucciniomycetes, Pucciniales, Pucciniaceae.